AUGAUUGAAUAAGAAUCUCUAAAAUAACUAAUCGAUCCCCUUUUCCGCUUCGGAGAAAUUUAAUCAAAAUUAAUUGAAAUCAUGCUCAGGAGAUGCUUGAUUUACGAAUCUCCUACAUUAAUCUACAAGAUUCUGAGCAACAUCAAUAAGCAUGAACUUGAUUGUUUACUUUACAAUUUCAAAAAUAACAUAUGUUCUGUAUUCGAGCUCAUAUACAAUCCCGCUGUAAGCAAACGUUCUCGUAAAAACUGGCUCUAAGUAGUUAUUUUAUUUGUUAAAAAAUUUGACUUAACACUUCCUGCUCACCAUGAACUUAUACUUCAUAUCCUUAAAGUAUCUACUUAUCCUGACUCAAAAAGAAAUAGGAGUUACCAAGAAGUAGAAUAUAAUGAAAGAUUAAAUUGGAUGCUCCUCAUGAAAAUAUUUAGAAGAGUAUCAAAAAACAAAAUAUUAAUGCAAAAGAUUUAUUCUAAUUUCGAAUUAAAAAAAUAAGAAGUAGAUGAAGUUAAUUCCUAUGCAUAUUCAGAAGAUUAUUUUACAACAGUAGCUCAUCUACGUUUAGUGCUAUUAGUUAGUUUACUUUACUAAACAAUCCAUGGUAACGUUACUUCUACACCCAAAGCUAGGCAUUUUCCAAUGCUUAAAUUUUCUACUUUUGUUUAGUAAAACUAAUAAUAAAUUCCAUCAGCAAUGAAUUUAUCAUAGUAACUUUUCAGUUAGCAUUCUUAAUCGAUAUUUAAUCACCAAUCAUCCUUAACAUAAAAUUAUCUCUUGAACUAAAAUCAGCAACAAAUUACUAACCUUUAAAAUUAAAAUUAAUAAGAUAGUAAUAAUCCUUAAUAGUAGUAAAACUAAGGCAGUUUAACUCCUAAUAAUAAUAAUAUAAAAAGUAAUAAUAAUAACAACAACAACAAUAAUACGAAUUGGAUUGUUUUGAACAAUAAUGGUAAAUAGACUGAUAAUCUAAGUUGCCAUAGCCUACUUAAUAAUCAAAGUUUUGUAUUCAACGUCAAUCAAAACUAAAGUCCUUAAUAAACUGCAAUAAAACAUUAAAAUACUUAUGGUGGGACAAAUAAUUAUGGAAACUAAUUGAAUGAGAAUGGAAAAGCUAGCAAUAAAUUAAUUUAGCUUAAUAAAAAUGAACCUGUAAAAAUCAAGGAUAAAAAAAUAAUAGAAAAUUUUUUUUAGAAGAGUAUAUUGCUAAAAUGUGAUAGAUAAAAAUAAAAUCACUAUGAUUGGAUGUUUAGUUCUGAAUGGUUUCUUGUUUAAUUUUGGAUGCCAUAGCUGUGUUCAAGUGAUGACUUACUUAAAAAGUAAGUUUCUUUAAAUAAAAAUUUAAAUCCUUAACUUUUCUUGUGGAUUUAAAAGAACUUACAUAUGCUCGUGCAAGAAGUUCAUGAAUUUCUCUUUUUAAGCAAAUUUAAAAUAUUUAAUAAUAAUUAUAAAGAGCUUUUAAAAAAAGUAAUACUGUCGUUCUUAUUCGAAAAUUAAAAUAAAAUUAAUUGUUAAGAUUAAGUGCAUUCUUUAGAAACACUCUAAGCUAUAAAUUAGUCUUCUUCUCCAAAGCAGAAUACUCCAACUUCUUCAAUAGCGUCAUUCUCAAUGCAUAGGAUGAGAUAAAAUAUUAAAAAAAUCAAUAAAUCAUUUAAAUAAAUAUUAUCUGUUGACAUAUCUAAAUUAUCAGAAUCAUUUUUUGUUAAUUAUUUAUCAUAUGAUUGGAGGAGUAACACAGUGAAACCCUCAGGAGAAUUUCCCUAAUAUGACCCAGGAAUAUUUUACAAAGAUCACUCUAAAAAUAAAAUAGUUAAUAUCAUAGAAAAUAUAUAUUUUUAAAUAAAUUCUUAAAAUAGUAACAGCUAAAAUUCUCUUGAUUAAACAUAGCAGCUUGAUUUUCUUUUAGGAAAUAUGAAAGCUCUUUCUACAGUAUCGAAAGUGCUUGAAAAUAUUUUUUCAAUAGAUUUUGUUUAAAUAUUGUUAAAUAAGCAGCUCAUAUAGAAACAAUUUAUUAUUCCAAUUAUGAGAACCGUGUCUCUUAUUUUGUAAUAUUCGCCUAUUACUAACCAGAUAUUGUUUCAUGAAUCUGUUGAUAGAUUGAUAAACUUAUUAGAUACAUCAAAUGCAUUUAAUCAACAGUUAAAAAAAUAAAUUUAAUGUAAACUUUAAAAAAUUAAAAGGACUAGAAAAGAAGAAAUGCAAAAUCCAAAUAGUUAGAAUUAGGAUAACUACCAAUAAAAUGUCUAAGAUGAUCAGCAAUUCUCUGAUUAUAAUCCUUCUUUGCUUCCUUAAGCUAUGAAACAUCAGCAAGGCACGAAAACAUUAUAAAAUAAUUAAUAAAAUCAAAAUCAAAUAAAUUAAAGCAAAACAAGCAGCAUAAAUAACACAUAAAAUACCCAGUAAGAAAAGGCUAGACAAGCUUAAAGAUAAAUUUUAGAAGAAUUCAAGAGAAGACAAUAAUAAUUCUCUUAAUAAAAUUAAAUAAAAGAAAUGAAAAAGGUAGACUAAAUAAAUAACAAAUAACCACAAGAGGAAAUUGACAGUUUAGUUUGCAAUAUUUGCAGUGAAUCUUAUAUAAAGAGAAGAAUUUUUUACAUAAAUUGCUAUAUCUAAUUAGAUAAUUAUUAUAAAUCAUAUAAAGGUUUAAAAACAGAUAUUAAGCAAUAACAUAAUUUUUACUUAACUACUUGUAAUCAUUUAAUGCACAAAGAUUGCAUUAUUUAACAUAUAAGAACAUCUAAUUAAUAUGAAUCUCUUCUAUAGGAAAACGAAUAUUUUUGCUAGUGCUGUUUUAGGUUGAAUAAUAUUUUCGUACCCUAUCUAGAACAGUAUGAGCGAGUAGUUCGCUUUUAAUAUAAUCCAUUAAAAUAAGUUUUAUUUGUUGAUGAGCUUUCUUAUCAGUAAAAUUAAGAAGAAACAAGCUCAGAAGGAGAUGCAUAAUAAAUAGAUAAUAUGGAAUAAGGAAUAAUCACAUCUCAAUUACCUAAAAAUCCAUAACUUCCAUUUCCUUUAGAUUAGAUCGAUCAAAAAAAUAUGAAAUAUAAAUAAAUAACAUAGCAAGGGAAAAAGAAGUCUCAUGCUGUUGGUUUCUUCAAUUUUUAAAAUAACUAUGAGGACUCGAGCUUUAUGUAGAUUAUUUAGCAAAUAGAAUCUGUAAAUGAUAAAAAUGGAUUUGUAAAUGAAAAUAGCCCUUAAAAAUUAUUAGAUAAAAACAGUGAUUUUCAAAAAUGUGAAAAAUAAAGCAGAUAAGAGUUGGAAAUGGAAAAAAUCAAAUUUAUUUUUUUAUAAAAAUAAAUUGAAGAUGGUAAAAGAAAAACAGAAAACAAUAACAAUCAGGAUGUUGCUUAAGAUGAAAUUUUGCAAGGAAAUGCAUAUCUUAUAAAAAAAAAGUAAUCAUUAACAAUGAAUAAGUAAGGACAAAACAAAUAAGGUAUUAAAUCAUUAAAAUAUCAUUCUUAAAAUAAACAAAAUGAAACUCAUAACAUAAAAAUGAAAACUGAUUCAGUUUAAUAACCUUAAUAUAAGAAUAACUAGCAAGAAAUAAUUGUUGAGGAGAAAAAGGAAUCUUCGAUUUAAGAAGAAGACCGUGUUUUAACAGAUUACUUUGAACCUGAGGUUGAUAUAAGCUAUUUAGAAGAUAUGAAUCUUCGUCUUCAACAUAUUGAUAUAAGGUAUAAUAAUAUUUUGCUUUGCUUUCAAAGUUUGCUGAUCAACUAAAUUGAAGAAAGUAUGACUAACACGAAUCAAAUUCAGGACUAUAACAUGUUAAAAGAAAGCUUUAUUAAGUCUAAAUAGUUUAACGUCUCAAGAAACUUGUUUCUUUACUUGAAAGUAUGGAGCUUUAUUGAAGAUAGAGAUUCAAUACAUGAAGCAUAUUACUUGAGUUAGAAAGAAUUAAUAGAAAAUAUUUAAUUUAAUGACUAUCACAUCUACUAAGUUUCACUUGGAAAAAAAUCUAACUUUGCUUCUAUCUUAGUUAACUUGAUGAUUCUCUUUCUCAAUAAAGAAGAAGCAUUUCUCUCUCUUUCAGCUAAAUUUAUCUAUAAAUAUUUAAUUUUUGAUAUUAUUAUUGAGAAAUCAAAAUAUUUAAAAGAACUUGAUAUUAUUCCUGAUCCAUUAAACUUUUCUUAAGAAAUAAGUGAAAACCUUUUAAAAAACUUUAAAGAAUUAAUCGAUUACAGGUUUUUAUAAAUAACGUACUGUGUUUGGAUGAUAUAUUAUGGCAAGAAAAACCAGAAAAACAUAGAAAUAUUUUUGAAUUCUAUGAUCUCCUCAGAUUUUGCUAAUGAUAUUUCAUAAGAUUCUUAUUUAAAUGAGAAUACUUUUAAUAUUCUUGCAUUUAAUCAAAAUUAAAAAUCUAACAUUUUACUUCCUGAAAAUACAAUAAUCAAUAAUUCUUAAAGUAUAUUUAAAGUACCUGUAAUCAAAAAUUUUGCUAGCAUUGCUGAUGUAGCUAAAAAUUUACUAAACUAAUAAAUAUUAGAUGAUUUGUUUUAUAUAUCUAUAAAUAAAAAGAUUUCUCAAUUUAACAAUUACAAAUAAUUUUAGCUUUAAUUGACUCUUAAUUUGCAAGUAUCAUACAGUGAUUUUAUUUAAUGUCAUUUCUUUGGAAAAUGCUCUAUCUGCCACAGAUAUCCUCAAAGUAAUCAGGAAGGUUAUUAUAUGUGUUUGAUUUGCAAUUCAAAUCUAUGUGCAAAGCAUUUUGUCAAUAUUACCAACAAAAAAUCUACAAAUUAGCAGAAUAAUCAAUAAAUAACAACAGAGUUAAAAAAGCAAUACAGUAAUACCCUAAUAGAGCAUACACAGUAACAUCACUCAGGUAUGAGCAUGUACUUAAAUUAUAGUUCCUCUUAAGUAGUUAUUGUAAGAGAUAGCGAGAUGUUUAUUUAAAGAUAGCUCUUACUCUAUAAAGACUAAAUAGGAAGACCUCCUAAUAUUAACAAUGAUUGGAAAAAUCAAGUAUAAAUUUGCAAUAAUACUCAAAAAGAGCUUCAAGAUCUUAUAAAUAAAAAAGAUUUUGAUUAAAAAUGUAUGCAAAUUAAAAGAAUUUUAUUUGAUUAACAAUUAGACUAAUAAGAAAUUUUAAUGAGAAGAAUGCUUAUGAAUAAUGAAAACCAAGUGGAAGCAAAUAAUUAAACAGGAGUAUAAAAUCGGUAAAAUAGCAACUAACAAAGGCAAAUUAGAUAGCAAUAGAGAGUAAUAAAUAACUAAUUACGUAAUUAGUAGGAUGGACUAUCUCUUAAUUAAUAGUAGGAUACAUAAACUCUAGAUCUUAAUCAACAAGAUAGAAUAGCUAACAUAAACGUAGCUUCCAAUCAGAAUUCAUAAAAUUUAUAAGGAGUUACAUAGAAUAUAAAUAGUAAUUCCAAUAGUAAUAAUAAUAUAAAUAAUAACUAACUUUAUACUAAUUAACAAAAUUUUUCAUCUAAUGUGUUUACGACACUAAACUUUUGA
Tetrahymena thermophila SB210 is the source of this 5448-nucleotide messenger RNA. RefSeq lists its product as hypothetical. Gene Ontology annotation, cellular component: ubiquitin ligase complex; cytoplasm. Gene Ontology annotation, molecular function: ubiquitin protein ligase activity. The transcript has 3 exons. The record is from RefSeq and is a predicted model, not a curated record. Lineage: Eukaryota; Ciliophora; Oligohymenophorea; Hymenostomatida; Tetrahymenidae. Gene Ontology annotation, biological process: ubiquitin-dependent protein catabolic process via the N-end rule pathway; protein ubiquitination.